GUAAACUUCAAGUUUUGGUCCUUUAGACAAGGCGGUGCAGCGAUGAGGCUUUCUCGGCCGUCGCACCACGCUGACAACCACCACCACGAUGAUCCGAAGAGCCGCCGACAGACCACACACCAUGGCUCCCUGCCCACGGUGGUGCUGCUCAUCAUCGCCACAGUGCUCACGAGCUUCAACGAGCAGCUGCUGCCGACCUCACUCAAGAUCCCGGAAGGAUUUGGCGCCGGCGGCAAAGGAGAUCUGGUGCCCUUGCUGUCGGCCGCCAUCGGAAUGGUCGUGUGGGGCAUCGCGGUGGACCACACGACCAUCCCGCUGCAAAGGCUGAUAAGCACGGCAACCACGUUGCUCGGGGCGUCGGUGGCAUUCUUCUCCUUCGCCCAGACGGCAUGGUCCUUCGUUACUCUAAGGGUAACAAAAAGAGCCGCACUCAGGUCAUGCAGAGGGCCCCUGCUCAUGGGUAUGUCGUCUGUGUCCGCAGGUAUUGUGCAGUUUCGCAUUUGCGAGCGUCGGUCCCAUCUGCCAAUUUGCGAUUCAGCAGACGGUACCUCAAGGCCGCCGGGGGAAGCUGUUCGGCCUCCUCCAUCUCUUCAGCGUUUUCGGGCUACUCUUCGGCGGAUGGGCCACCGCAUCACUCUCAAGUUUCUUCACGCUGGGACUGCCGGUAUGGCAGACCGCAACAUCUCUAUCCUACGGAUGGACACGUUCUGCACUCUCUCGCCGUGUGUUCUCUCAGGGCUGGCGUCUCGUCUACGCGAUAGUCGGCAUCAUCACGUUCCUCAUCGGCCUCGGAAUCGAUGAUGCCUCCACCUUCAGUCGAUGGAUGCCGUGGGCCAUCUCCCACCACGCCCCUGCGCCCCCCUCCUCAGCAGCUGACACCAACAGCGAGCAGAGCUCAGAGGACACUGAGGUCGCAUCGACGAUGUGUCCCGGAGACCAUGUGGCCGUCGUGACGAGCGGCGGGACCAAUAGCAUGAGUGGGAGUGCCAGCCACAGCAGCAUGGCGGGGUCCGACAUGGGCGUGGGGGAGGUGAUGCACCACCACCAUCUCCACCAGCACCAUGAGCCUGCGUCGACACUCAUGACCAUAUUCAACCCCACAGUCAUCGUCAUAUUCAUCGAGGUCGGGAUGGGAGGGAGGGAGGGAGGUGGCAAGCACACAGCACACACUCGGUUACUUCCUCUCUCUGCCUGUCUCUGGCUCUCAGGGUCUCUUCUCCUGGGUGCCGGCGACGUCCCUGGUCUUUGCCACCACACUCUUCCAGUACAGCCGCGUGUCGGACAUCCCGGCAUCCUUCAUCAUCUCCCUAUACUUCAUUCUCGCGGCUGCCAUCUCGCCUCUCGGCGGGUGGGUGUCCGAUGCGGCCUUCGCAUGGUCGCCCCCGCACGGCCGCCCUCUCGUGGCGCAGAUUUGUGCGGCGGUCAAGGUCCUCAUAGCGUAUGUGCUGUUUGUGGUGCUGACGGGCGAGUGGGGUUGGGGCGGGGGCGCAUACGUGGGGCAGGCGGGGUGUUUCCUCAUGCUGGGCUGUCUCUCGGGAUGGCCCCAUGUGACCACAUUGCGGCCGAUACUGACCGAUGUGGUGUCACAGAAAUGCCACGCGACCGUCUUUGCGGUGGUGAGCAAGACUUGAAUUUUUCCCUUCCCUUCCACUGUUCUGUUCUCUCUUGUAGAUAUACGCGUGUGGCGCCAUUGUGGCGGGACUGUUAGCCGUAUCGACGGUGGAUGUGCUCAGCCAGCAGUUCUUAGGGUACAUCAACACGCCCCUGCCCAUCUCCCGCAUGCCGGAUGCCCUGCGCCACCACAACCAGCGGGCCCUCGGCUACUCCCUCUUCAUCGUCACGGCCGUGCCGUGGAUGGUGUCGGUGUGUUUGCUGUCGCUGCUGCACGUGACGUAUGGGCGGGACAGGCAGAAGGCCGACGACCGACAGGUGGCCAUACGGGGGGAGGUGGGGGAGAAAACCCCGCUGGUAGGGGGAGGGGGGCACGUAUAAGGGGAGAGAGGGCAGAUAGGCUGACAUUGAUAGUGAUGUAGGGGAUGGCUGACUAGGAAGGGGCGGAAUUAAUUAAGGUGUGUGUACAGGCAGGCGACUGUGUGUUUGUGUCUGCAUGUGUGUGUUUGCAUGAGAGGGAGGGAUCAUGACUUCUCGGUGCAGUCCGUGAGACGUGUUGUUUGCUUAAGUAGAG
Vitrella brassicaformis is the source of this 2185-nucleotide messenger RNA. Lineage: Eukaryota; Vitrellaceae. The record is from the annotation of a GenBank genome assembly.